Ostrinia furnacalis (Asian corn borer) is the source of this 453-nucleotide messenger RNA. RefSeq names its product DDB1- and CUL4-associated factor 8-like. NCBI's taxonomy places the organism in Eukaryota, Metazoa, Arthropoda, Insecta, Lepidoptera, Crambidae. Gene Ontology annotation, cellular component: Cul4-RING E3 ubiquitin ligase complex; cytoplasm. The record is from RefSeq and is a predicted model, not a curated record. Bases 4 to 420 code for a protein of 138 amino acids. Gene Ontology annotation, molecular function: protein binding. The transcript has 2 exons.
CAAAUGGAAUCUAUUGUAAAUUUUUCAGAAAUUAUUAACCGGGAGAUGGGGCUGACAUACCCAUGUCGCACGACCCAAUCAGACCUGAAGUUCGAGCAGAAGUUCUACGGUUCGCUACACGUUGUUUAUAGGAUGGAGAAGCUCCACCAGCUGACUCAACAUAAAGGCUGUGUGAAUUCCAUAAAUUUUCACCCACAAGGCCACCUUCUGGCGUCGGGGUCGGACGACAUGAACGUGGUGGUUUGGGAUUGGGCGCGCAACCGGCCGCUGCAGACGCUGCGCACGGGACACAAGUCCAACGUGUUCCAGAGCAAGUUCCUGCACCUCAACGCACAGAGCCAGCUCAACAUAGUCACCUGCGCUAGGGACGGCCAGGUGAGCGACUGUCGCCCUUGUUGCCGUAAGGACACGUGGCGGUGACUGGGCACGGGACACAAGUCCGACGUGUUCCAG